This is a messenger RNA of Punctularia strigosozonata HHB-11173 SS5, 2883 nucleotides long. RefSeq lists its product as uncharacterized. Bases 1 to 2883 code for a protein of 960 amino acids. NCBI's taxonomy places the organism in Eukaryota, Fungi, Basidiomycota, Agaricomycetes, Corticiales, Punctulariaceae. The transcript has a single exon. The record is from RefSeq and is a predicted model, not a curated record.
AUGGCUGCUAGGGUCAGCAACGAGCGCGAACAUCAUCCGGCCACCGGCUUGGAUAGAAACAGUCCAGCCGCACGCCGAGUCGAAGAUUACGGCGGGAUGGCGCCUCCUUCUGCGACAUCUUUGCCACUGAAUAGCGGUGGAGAUCGGUCGGAGUCCCCCCUCUUUGGUCCAUCACCGGCCACAUCUGUUUAUCCUCUACCUCUCAGGAGGAGUACCGAGUCUGCUCGUGAACUAUCACGGGGCAAAGCCCUACACACACAGAACGAUCCAGAUAUACCGCCGGUGCCUCCACUUCCGAGGGUUAGCGCCGAGCCAUCGCGGGCUGAUACUGUCGCCUCUGAGUCCUGGCCACAUACAGGUCAAGAACUUUUCAACUCGGCGAUACGGAAUGCGGUCGCCGUUACCACACCCGCAUACCCAUUCUCUAGGGACGACGAUGUAGCGCUGUCUGAGACAAGUCACGAGGGCGACACUACCGACGAAGGAUCGUCGAGCGAAAUGCGUCCUUCGACGCCCACCCGCUCCGAGUCCACGCCAAGCAGUGCAUCCUCUCCAGAUGCGAAUCCUGAGACUCGUAGUCUGCGCCGUUUCGCCACCAGCAAGCUCAGCUUCAGAGCUCGCAAGAACAAGGACAGCGCAUUGUCACCUGCGCCAACCGUUCCUUCCUCGCCCUCUUCGGUUUGGACAUCACUCCGUUCGCAUUCGCCCGUGAGUCAUCCCCAGAGCCCUGCUUCUCCGUCCUCGCCAUCGGGAACCAGCCCUCUAUCCUUGGCCAUGCGACUCGAGCGCAAGCUGACCCCACGAUUCCUCUUCAAAUAUCGUAAAAGCAACGAGAAGGGGAACGAGCAGUCCACCAUUGUUGACCGGUUGCAUAAGCCGUCGUCAUCUUCAGAGUCGGAUGGACAAUGGGAAAUCCUACCGCAGCCCCCUCGCUCGCCUCUACCUAGCCCACGUCCGAGCACCUCGUCGACGCACCCGUCUCCCACGUCCGGCAAGCCAACUCCAGCAACUGCAGAUGCAGUGAACGGCAAUAUCAAACUUUUGCCAGUGUCGUACUCUACACCCAUUUCAAUGGAACAAGUGCCGAUGCGCCCGCCAUCGCCCACUUCAUCUGUCAAGACAACAAAGCGGAAGAACCGACGCUCGCCUGCACUGGCUCCAUUGAAGAUGGGCGCACUGGCUUCUAGCUCCGUCCUCUCCUUUACGAAACUUUUAGGUUCCUCAGGAGGGUUUGACGCACAUUCACCUAACAAGGGGGAGUUGCAUGCGCAUGCUUCACAUCCUGAGUCCCCGCAGCCGAGCAGUCCUGGCGCACCCUCCGUCGUCAUCGACACUCCCACUGUGGUGGGGGCUGGGCAAUCUGAUUCUCCUGUCACAUCUGCAUUCCCGACCGUAACGAUGGUCCAGGACGCAACGCUGGGCAAGUCCUCAACAGCUUCGCCUACCACGCCGUCACGUCGGCGACCUCCGCCUCCACCUCCACCUCCUCGCCGUCGGCCAUAUACAAAGUCGAAUACGUCAUCUCCUCUCGGUACACCAGACUCCGAAUCGCACUUUGCGGACGCCAUAGCAGAUCCCGUCCCGUCAGUUUCUCAUGGCAUUGAAUAUCCUGUCUUCAUGCAACCGGAAACUCGGGCGACCUCCAAGGAAUCUAGGCCUAUACCUUACUUGGUUUCUGAUGAACGAGAUAAUAGGGGCGAUCGGCACCCAUUCGCUUCAGCUGCAUCGAAUGUCGUUUCGCUCACCCCCGUGGCAACCCACUUCCCACUUGCAGCAGAACACAACUCGGGCGUUCCACCGAAUGACGAAGAUAUAAUGAAAACAACCCCUCGCAAGAAUGUCAUUGUUCGUCCAUCUGCCCUGGGACCUCCCACCGAUAAGCAGGUUCGGACCGUUGCCGACCAUAACCCGAUUGUGUUCAGUUCACUUGAGCAGAACACGAUCAUCGACAGCUCUAGUCGCCCUCCGACUGCUACUUUGGAGGUGCCGACAAAGAGUCCGAGCGUUGAAAUCAACGACAAACGCCACUACCCCGGUAGACCUUUACCAUCUCCACCGACUCCGAUCGCAGCAGGAACGCCUAUCAAUGCACGCGCGUGUGUUCCUCAUACCCCCAACUCCUCUCAAUGGCCUUCUCCCGCUUCAGUCAUGCUCCAGCUUUCCUGUUCGAGCACAGGCAGGAAGGAUAGGCCUAUUUCUGUCACAACCGCCCGCAGGUCUGACUCACCUAUCCGACGCACGCAAGCACAUCACGGGUACACCGACGAUCGUCGGGAUGGCGUCAUCUUUGAUCUAUCAGGUGUAACGGGGACGGAAAGUCCCCUUAAACCGAUCCCUCCUUCUCCCCUCGCCGUGCUUGAGCCUGGAGAGAGAGCAUAUUCGCGUCUCACCUCGCCGCGCGAUAGCGUGGAGAGUUUUGCCACAGCGUCGGAACGCUGGAGCUCUACUCCUGAUCCUCCAACCACUCCCAUUAACCAAACCUGGAGUGUCUAUGAUAAGCAUGGGCAACGGCUUCCGCACCUGCUGCUGAAUAGUGCGGCUUCGAGGGAGCCGGGAAACUCGUACCCUACUCCUCCUGUGGUCGUACGAUUCGGCGAUCGUGGACCUCCGUCUCCUGGGUGUAACGUCGGAUUAUCACGAAGCGAUGCAGCAGCGUCUCGUACAGACAGCCCACAUAGUAGUCAAUCACCUCUUAAAUUGGCUUCGAACGGAACUCGGUGUGAAGACGAAGAAAUCGACACCGACAGGCAGCCGGACUUCGAUGCGCCCGCAAAGCGAUCUGAUAUCUCGGUGCACAGGCCAGUUAAGCAGGAGGUUAGCAUUGUUUUCGAUGCGGAGUCGCAAUGUUCUGACGAUCGGGACCAUGGUCUGCACAGCUGGUAA